Messenger RNA from Cucurbita maxima (winter squash), 1704 nucleotides. RefSeq names its product protein TRIGALACTOSYLDIACYLGLYCEROL 2, chloroplastic-like. Lineage: Eukaryota; Viridiplantae; Streptophyta; Magnoliopsida; Cucurbitales; Cucurbitaceae. The transcript is spliced from 7 exons. The record is from RefSeq and is a predicted model, not a curated record. Bases 224 to 1375 code for a protein of 383 amino acids. Gene Ontology annotation, molecular function: phospholipid binding; lipid carrier activity. Gene Ontology annotation, cellular component: chloroplast inner membrane.
CAGCGCCUGAAUUCAGCUACGAGAACGCUCAUCUGACUCCAUCUGUUCGGCAAUGGUACUACUCAAUCAGUUUUCCGAUUCUCCAUUUUCAUGGAUUUUUGGGGUCUAAUUCUUAUACCAUAGCUGGUCGGAAUUGUUGACCGAAUGCUAUCUCUUCAAUAGUUGCAAUCACGAGUUCUAGGCAGUUGUUUAAAUCUUGUUUUACUGUUGCUGUUGUGAAAAAAUGGUGGGAGAUACUUGUGUGCAGGUUGCAACAUUUUCUGUGGCGUUACCCUCAUCCUUGGUUACCCUUCCACAUAGAUCUUCAAAUAGGUUGUCUUAUCAUCUCCCAUUUGGUCUAAAAUCCAAAGUAAAGAAGAUAAAGGCUACAUCUGCUGGUGCUGGACAUAGUCAGCCACCCUCAUCUUCAGAAAGAAGGAAUCCGCUUGCCCUUUUUCUUGAUGUUCCUCGUACUUUAUGGAGGAGAACAUUGCAUCCAUUGAGUAAUUUCGGGUUCGGUCGAAGGAGCAUAUGGGAAGGUGGGGUUGGGUUGUUCCUAGUGUCAGGUGCUAUACUUCUUACACUCAGUUUGGCUUGGUUGAGAGGCUUUCAAUUGCGGUCUAAAUUUAGAAAAUACUUGGCUGUCUUUGAGUUUGCUCAGGCUUGUGGUAUUUCAACUGGAACUCCUGUAAGAAUUAGAGGAGUUACUGUUGGCAAUGUCAUUCGUGUUAACCCUUCCUUGAGAUGUAUUGAGACUGUUGUUGAGGUUGAAGAUGAUAAAAUCAUUAUACCCCUUAAUUCAUUGGUUGAAGUAAACCAGUCUGGUCUUCUUAUGGAGACGAUGAUUGACAUUACUCCCAGGGAUCCUAUUCCAGUGCCUUCAGUGGGACCACUCGACUCCAAAUGUAUUAAAGAAGGCUUAAUAUUAUGUGAUAAGCAUAAAAUGAAGGGAUAUCAAGGGGUAAGUUUGGAUGCAUUAGUUGGAAUAUUCACUCGGCUUGGACGCGAAGCGGAGGAAAUAGGGCUUACCAAUACGUUUUCUUUAGCCCAACGAGUUGCUUUGGUUGUUGAAGAAGCAAGGCCUUUGCUUUUAAAGAUUCAAGCCAUGGCUGAAGAUGUUCAACCUUUGCUUGCUGAGGUUCGUGACAGUGGUCUUAUAAAGGAGGUUGAAAACUUAACUAGCAGUCUUUCACAUGCCACAGAAGAUUUAAGAAGCGUGCAUGCGUCAAUUAUGACCCCGGAAAACACAGAACUGCUUCAGAAGUCCAUUUAUACGCUAAUUCAUACUUUGAAGAACAUAGAGAGUUUGAGCUCCGAACUUCUUGGGUUCACGGGUGAUGAGGCGACAAAACGGAAUUUAAAACUGCUGAUCAAGUCUCUGAGCAGGCUACUAUGAUAAUACACAUGUGAUGACAAUGCCUUGGCUGGAAAAAGCUAUGGAUGAUUGUCAUUUACUUUCCUAUCAUUGGGAAGCGCUUACAGGUACUGAUUUUUUUAAAAUUACGUCGUGGUCGUGUUCAUGUUGGAGUGAGGGAUUGAACCUUCGACCUUGGAGAGGUAAUUGAACCUUCGACCUUGGAGAGGUAAUUUAUCCCUUUAUUCGACUGUAUCGACCCAAGAGUUUUACAUUUGAAUAGUCUAGUUUUGGGUUAGUUGGAUGGAUUGACCUAAUUUUUCGUCAAAAUGAAACUUUUUUUAGGAAAUUUUUAUGGCCCUCUUCCCCUC